AUGCCGCCCCAGAUCAAGAGCGACUUGAACCGCAGCGGCUGGGAGACGACUGACUUCCCGUCCGUCUGCGAAAAAUGCCUGCCCGACAACCCCUAUGUGCAGAUGCUCAAGGAGGACUAUGGCGCCGAGUGCAAGAUUUGCACGCGACCUUUUACCAUCUUCCGCUGGAAGGCCGACCGCACCGCCCGACAGAAGCGCACCAACAUUUGCCUGACAUGCGCGCGUCUCAAGAACUGCUGCCAGCACUGCAUGCUGGAUCUUUCGUUUGGUCUGCCCAUCGUCGUCCGUGAUGCGGCGCUGAAGAUGGUUGCGCCUGGCCCGCAGAGCGACAUCAACCGACAAUACUACGCGCAGGAACACGAGAAGGAGAUUGAGGAGGGCCGGGGAGCCAUGGAGGCCUACGAAAAGACCGACGAAAAGGCGCGUGAUCUCUUGAAGCGCCUCGCACAGAGCGAGCCAUACUACAAGAAGCAACGACGGUUAGAGGCCGAGGCGGGCGAGAGCAGCGGACAAAAGGCGUUGCCUGCGCCCGGUGGUAGUGGAGGUGCUGGUGCAGGUGCGAGCCGCGAGAGCAACCACAUCCCGGGACCCAUCAGGACCAGAGAUUCUCGCGGUCCUUCUGCGCGAGGAGGUAUGCGACCAGGACGGGGAGGCCGCAUGGGAGGCCCAGCCGCAGAGCCGAGCCCACAAGACUGGCUGCCACCCUCUGAUCCCAAUGUUGCUUCGCUCUUUGUCACCGGUGUCGAGGACGAUCUGCCAGAACAUGAGAUCCGCAAGCACUUUACACAAUAUGGCCAGCUCCGGUCGCUGGUUUGCUCGCACCGAGCGCACUGUGCAUACGUCAACUAUGCCAAGAGAGAGGAUGCAGAAACUGCGGCAGCAGCUCUGAAGGGCAAGGUAGUCAUCAAGGGUUGCCCGAUGCGUGUCACUUGGGGCAAGCCGAAGCAGCUGGACAGCCUGGACCAGAAUGUCAGGAUGCAAUACGCAAAGGAAGGACGUCAAGUGGCGGGAUCAUCGCGACGUGCCGCUGCCACUUCUCAAGCCGCCAUUGAGGCUGGUCCACAAAGCAACCUGGACAGCAUGGUCAUUGCGCCGCCGCCCAGUGCUGACGAUGAAGUCCAAUAUGCCAGUUUGGCAGGUAACUAA
Molecule: messenger RNA, 1146 nt
Organism: Bipolaris oryzae ATCC 44560
Lineage: Eukaryota; Fungi; Ascomycota; Dothideomycetes; Pleosporales; Pleosporaceae
Exons: 1
Coding region: 1-1146 (381 amino acids)
Cellular component (GO): U2-type catalytic step 1 spliceosome; U2-type catalytic step 2 spliceosome; Prp19 complex
Molecular function (GO): pre-mRNA binding; U6 snRNA binding
Source: RefSeq, a predicted model, not a curated record